This is a messenger RNA of Rubroshorea leprosula, 556 nucleotides long. The record is from the annotation of a GenBank genome assembly. NCBI's taxonomy places the organism in Eukaryota, Viridiplantae, Streptophyta, Magnoliopsida, Malvales, Dipterocarpaceae.
AAUAUAUCCCCAGUCUCUUCUUAGGACCAGAAGUGUUAAGAUUCCUAAAUAGAGAGGAGAUAAGAAACAAUUUGUAAAAGUCAUGUCAGUUUCACUGGAAGCUUUGGCAAUGGCGGGGGCAGAUCAUCUUGAAUGGGGGAUUGAUAUUAAGAAGUGGGAGAACAGGGAUGAUGAGCUGCCACCACUGCAUUUACUGGCUGAUGACGAAGAAGGAUUCCAGAGGUAUAUCAAUCGUGGAAUUCCCCUCUCAGUUUCCAAGCGGAAUAACUUCGAUUUUGGAGAGGAUAUACUGUUUAAGUAUUGGAGAAUAUUGUUGGAGAGGUUGGGACAAUGCUUAAGGUUAAUAUGUUGAGAGCAAGGUUGAAGAAGUGGAUGCAGAAGGCAAGAAAAAGCUGUUUUCUGUGUAUCAUGCAAUUUUGAAACAUCUUCUGUCAUACUUUCUGCAUUUUAUUUGCUUUAUUGAUUGGUUAUUUGUGUUUUCGUCGUCAUUGUGGGGUGAGCAUUUUCAUGGGGCUUGAUUUAUAUAUAGGUAGAUUAAUGAAGUUUACCUUUAAUU